AAUCAAAUUCAGGAUCACAAAUGCUGUCUUUAAAUAAACUAUCGGGAACUGUCAAUCGGUUGUGUAGAAAUUAUUUGAGUAGAUCUUUAACCUCAAUAUCGAAUGAAAAUGCAGAGGUUAAAGAACAAAAAGAAAAGAAUAUUUUAACAGACCACUAUAAUGGUGUGGCUAUUAUUAGUAUAAAUCGUCCUGACAAAAAAAAUUGUUUGGAUGUUGCUACUACGCAAGAAUUAGUAGAAGAAUUAGAUAAAUUUGACAAUGAUGAAAAGUCUGUCGUUGGCGUGCUUCAUGGAGUCGGAGGUAAUUUUUGUGGUGGCUAUGACUUGAAAGAAAUUGCACAAUACAAUGGAACGAAUGAAGAAAUUUUACCUCAAUUUGGACCAUUGGGUGAUAAAAUUGAACUAUGUAAAAAGCCAUUAAUUGCAGCCAUAAAUGGUUAUGCAGUCGGAGUAGGAUUUGAACUUGCUUUAAUGUGUGAUUUAAGGGUAAUGGAGAAAAGUGCAGUAAUGGGAUUUCUAAAUAGGCGUUAUGGCAUUCCUAUAUUGUGUGGUGGUACUGUUCGUUUGCCAGCUUUGAUCGGCUAUUCAAGAGCAAUGGAAGUCAUUUUAACUGGUCGUGCUAUUUUUGCAAAAGAAGCAUUUAAUUGGGGUUUAGCUAAUCGAUACACAGCUCCUGGUGCAG
This is a messenger RNA of Megalopta genalis, 681 nucleotides long. Lineage: Eukaryota; Metazoa; Arthropoda; Insecta; Hymenoptera; Halictidae. The record is from RefSeq and is a predicted model, not a curated record.